AUGUGGUCGAUUGUUAUCUGUUGGUUAAGUUGUAUUUCGCUGGUGAUUAGUACCGAUGUAAAUGUCUAUGGUAGUACGGCUAAUGGUUGGGAAUUUGUACGGGAUUUGUUUCGAGAGAAUUUCAUACAAGGACGAGAUACUGGUAGUUCGAUUGCGAUAUAUCAUCAUGGUCGAUUAGUAGUGGAUCUAGUUGGCGGAUGGUUUGAUGCAUCAAAAACGAAAGUCUAUGAUAACGAAACACUUCAAUUGGUAUUUUCAACAUCGAAAGCUUUAGUAGCUGUUGCUGCGGCACUUUGCGUUCAACGAGGUCUUUUGGACUAUUCAGAACUUGUGACGCACUAUUGGCCAGAAUACGGACAGAAAGGUAAAGAGAAUACGACUGUCGCCGAUAUUUUGUCACAUCGUGCUGGUGUGCCUGACGUUUUGGUCUCUUCGUUCGAUCAAUAUCUGAAUUGGACAUCAAUGAUUCAUUUACUUGAACAAGAACCACCUGUUUGGCUUCCUGGAAGUGCUCAAGGUUAUCACGCAUUUACUUACGGAUGGUUAGCUGGCGAACUUGUACGACGAGUCGAUCCACAGAAGCGAACAAUAGGAGAAUUUAUUCGAGAAGAAAUUGCUGAUCGCAUACAAACUGAAUUCUACAUUGGUCUUCCACAAGAGUUCGAACAACGAGUAUCACCAUUGAUUUUUACUGAUCUCGAAGACAUCUUGAGUGCAUCCAUGUUGACAGUGUAUCAUUUCCACAAUGAACCACGAACACAUAAAGCAGAGAUUCCGGCGGCAAACGGCAUCACUAAUGCUCGAUCGUUAGCUCUUAUUUUCGCCUCACUCAUAAGCAAUAUCGAUGAACGAAAGGAUAGUCGAUUAUUGGAUGCAGGAAUCUUGCAACGCGCCACAACAUUGAAUACACUACCGAACGAAGUCGAUCUCACAUUUCAAAUACCGUUUCCUGUCGGUAUGGGUUUUAUGCUUUACGAACAAGAUUUUCCAAUGUUUGGCCCUAAAUCAUUUGGUCAUUCCGGUUAG
This is a messenger RNA of Rotaria sp. Silwood2, 1026 nucleotides long. The record is from the annotation of a GenBank genome assembly. Lineage: Eukaryota; Metazoa; Rotifera; Eurotatoria; Philodinida; Philodinidae.